Nicrophorus vespilloides is the source of this 1512-nucleotide messenger RNA. It is a transcript of the gene scf, whose product is annotated as calumenin. Lineage: Eukaryota; Metazoa; Arthropoda; Insecta; Coleoptera; Silphidae. The transcript is spliced from 3 exons. Bases 326 to 1324 code for a protein of 332 amino acids. Gene Ontology annotation, molecular function: calcium ion binding. The record is from RefSeq and is a predicted model, not a curated record. Gene Ontology annotation, cellular component: endoplasmic reticulum.
GAGUGUUGUCUUAAAAUGUUAUUAUUAUUUGAUUUCACUAAUUACACUCAUUUCGUUUCAUUUACUCAUCCACCACCGCCCACAAACAUCCACCCUCCCACCAUUUUUCGGUAGUGGUUGCAGUGGUGUGCGUUAUGUAUGUUUAUGUACGUACAGUAACUAAGUCAGUAUCAUUAAAUACAGUUCAGUACAGUUGCAGCGAGCGGUAGGUGAAGAGAUCUAUUAUUUUUUUGAUGAGUUGGAUGUGAAGACGCCGAUCGACGACGCUGUUGUUGCCGCCUACAAAUUGUUCAUUAAUUUAUAAUAAGGGCUGAAAAUUUAGAAGAUGCAUAAAAUGCAGUCCAGUAUACUGGUCGGAGGCUUAUUGUUCAUGUGCUUAUCAGUUUCUGCUGUUCCCAAGCCUGAUGAGAAACCUCAACGUGUGGUGGAUAGGGAGCUCAGUGGAAAGGACCACUACAAUGCAGAGCAUCAUAAUACUCAGUAUGAUCAUGAGGCAUUCCUUGGUGAAGAUGCCAAAACUUUUGAUCAGCUGCCCCCGGAGGAGAGUCGCAGAAGGUUGAGUUUAAUCGUGGAUAAAAUAGAUAGCAACGGCGAUAAUUUUAUAUCGCACGAAGAACUAAAGGACUGGAUACGAUUCACGCAAAAGCGUUACAUCAUGGAAGAUGUAGAGAGACAAUGGAUACAACAGAAUCCCGAUGAAAAGGAGACGAUUACAUGGGAUGAAUAUAAGAAGAUGGUGUACGGUUUUCUCGAUCACAUGGACCCGGCGGACGUGGAGCGCGACGAGGAGGGCAUGUCCUACAAGUCGAUGAUAAAGCGCGAAAGGAGACGUUGGGCGGCCGCCGAUUCCGAUGCGGACGACGCUCUGACAAAGCAAGAAUUUGUCGUAUUCCUGCAUCCAGAGGAUAGCGAUCUGAUGAAGGACAUCAUUGUCCUGGAGACGAUGGAGGACAUUGAUAAGGAUGGUGACGGUAGGAUAUCGCUGGCCGAAUACAUCGGUGACAUGUACAGACACGACGGUGAUGACGAUCAACAACAGCAGGAGGAAAACGAACCCGAAUGGGUGAAGAACGAAAGGGAACAGUUCAAGGCGUACCGUGACAAGAACGGCGACGGUUUCAUGGAUCAGGAAGAGGUGAAGACAUGGAUCCUUCCGCAGGAUUUCGAUCAUGCCGAGGCCGAGUCCAGGCAUCUCAUCUAUGAGGCUGAUGCCGACGCCGACCAGCAACUUACCAAGGAUGAAAUUCUCAAUAAAUACGACCUGUUUGUCGGAUCGCAGGCCACCGACUUUGGAGAAGCCCUCGCCAGGCACGACGAAUUCUAAUCAUUAAUAGCAUUAAGAAAAUUGGCCUCUUCUGCCUUUCACUCAUCUGCCGAUCUAGAAUCUCAACAUACAGAAAAAAAUAACACACACACACACACAUGUGUUCAACGAGAGAUUAUUUGCAUACAUAGCAGAUAUGUAUUAAUUUUAUGUGCCUUUCAUUAUUAAUAAAUAUUUUCGAAUUUAAA